AUGGUUCAAGGCGCCAUCUGUUUAGAAGCCUUUUUCUCUAAAAAAUGAACGCAAAACGAAGAUAAAAGAAUGCACUUUUAUACAUUAUUGACUAUCCUCUACAACAUAGUCGUACUAGUUUUAGCCGUAUUUGCACCUUAACUUUGACAUAAAAGUCUACCAUUACGUGGACUAGCUGAGCUCAUUCUUUCUGGCGCUAAGAACGUCGACUUUUAAUUUCCACUUGAUAUGUUGGGAGCUUUGAAAGUUAUUUAUUCAAAUUCUGUAUGAAAAACUGUAUCUGAAAAAUAUAGUUUCGAUGUCAUUCAAAUAUCAUAUGACCAUUGAAAAUUUAGAUUUUUCGUCGAUAGUGGAAUACGUCAUCGGUGGUUGCCAAAGGCAUCGACUCAUUUUAAAAUAAAAAUGAAGCCAAUAUUUUUGCAUGGUUACAUUUGCCAUAACGGCAUGAAAGACGAUACGGAUCUUUUCUUCCAGAUUUUGUUUCUUCCCUGAGAUACAAUAUUUUCUUUGACCAUGCACAGAAUCGGGCACAUGAUUUUUUAUUUAAAGAGAAGUUUUAACUGAAAUUUCUUAUUACGGUCUUCAUAGAGGUUAAAAGCUAUGGAGAAUUCAUUGGAAACAUAUAUAAGAUCGUCAGAGAUCUCCUAGAAAACGAUGUUGAAUGGAAAUGGCGAAUUUUUUUAAGGACUAAAACACACACAUUCUGAUUUAGUUCGAUGAGCUCUAUCAAUCCAUAUAUAAAUAUCAAAAAAAACAGAAUACGCUCAAGUUUUGAAUUUCUGACACCUUACUACAGCACUCGGCAGCAAUAGCACUACCCCUGCCUGUAACUCAAGAACCAUGAUAGCUAGGAACUUCUAAUUUUGUGUGAUCAUAGCUCUUAUCAAAUACUGAUCACCCACCAAGUUUGAACCUCUUUUACUGACUGCUUCGCGAGAUAUAAGCGAUUUAUUUCUUUUCCAUAAAAUAUUAAUAGCUCCCGAUCUAAGAGAGAUGAAAAAAUUUUCUUUUUACUAAAAUCUAGUCAUGACUCUACUCUGCCUGCGAUAUGAAUUUCGUGUGAAGUUGGCUGUAAGCAGUCAGUGAAAUACAACUAUUUUAUGGGCGAAGUUCGCUUGUUUCUUGUUGAAAAUUUAAGGUUGUUUCAGAAAACCUCAGCAUUUUGACUAUUCUCUUUUCCAUCAAUCAUGUUUUUUCAAUGUUUACUAAUAAUUAAUAAAUUGUUUUUAGUGGGUAAUUUAAUCAAGAUUCCUGAUUCAAUUCAUCUUCUUCGAGAUUAUAUGAAUAGGCAAAAUUUGUUUUGUGCUUGUCAACCAUUUCAAAAUAGUCUAACUGUUUAUUAUUUCAAAAGUGCUCGUUUUGGCGUUGAAGAAUCACAAAUCAAUGAUAUUGUUAAACAUAAAUUUCAAUCAAAGAAAAUACCUUUGUCAAUGUCAUUAUCAUCAACAAAAUUACUACAAAAAUCAGAAGAAUUUCAAACAAAAAUACGUCAAAGAUUAGAUUAUAAUAAAAAUAUUUGUUUUUCAAGUGAACAAGAUCAAAUUCUACUAUUUGGUUUACCAGAAAUUGUUGAUGAGUUAUCAACUCGAUUUCAAACGAUUAAAAACGACUAUGAACCCAAAUUAUUUAAAAUAUCACUAAAACCGUCUGAAAUCGAUUAUUUGUUGGCAAUGUGUCGAAAUGACUUAAAGAAAAUGGAAAAAGACUAUCAAUCAGAUGGUGUCGACAUUUUAUCUAAACUUGCUAAUGGUGAAAUUAUAGCACCAUUGAAUGUACGUGAAAAAAUUGAAUUACCAAUAUCACAAUUAGCUCGAACAUCAACAAUACAAUUUGAUAUACAGAUCCUGUUACCGGUAACGGCGGGUAACGGAUUUCCAUUUUUGUUAGCCAAAAAAUUCCACUGUUACCUUAAAACAGAAAUCGAUACUCAACAAUUACCUGUUACAAUUCCUAAAGCUUGUGUUGAUGAUGAAUCGACAAAUUCUUAUGCAUCAACCGCCUCUGCAUCGUCUUCCUCGUCGACAUCGACUUUAGCUGUAGCUAACGGUUCGAUUAAUAUCUGUAUGGGCGAUUUAACACAAGAAGUUGUUGACGUUAUUGUUGUGUGUAUUGAAUCGACUAAAUUACGUGCUGCUGUCAUUAAUGUUGCUGGUAAUCAAGUAGCACAAGAGUUUACAACUCAAUCAUCGUCGCCACAAGCCAUUGUCACUUCAUCUGGAACAUUGAAUUGUAAAAAAAUUCUUUUUUUACAUUGGCAACCAGAAAAUGAUCGAACGCUUUUGAAACAAUCGGUUAGUCGAUUUGUUUUGGAAGGUAUAGCAUAUGCAACAGCUAAUAAUUAUACAAGUAUUUCCUUUCCGGCAAUCGGCUGCGGAAAUUUUGGUUGUUCGAUUGAUGAUAUUUCCCAAAUGAUGAUCGAUGCAGCUAAACAACAGCUGGUAAAAUUACAAACAAAUUUGCAAGUAUCCUUUGUAAUAUUUCCACAACAACAACAAGUGUAUGAUGAAUUUUGUAAAUGUAUAAAUCCAAAACAAUCAAGUAUUCAUGAAGGAGUUACAAGUCAUAUCAAACGAGCAAUGAUGAACGUUUUCUCAAAAGAUGGCGGUGGAAGCCAACGAGAAAGCACGCCAUUGAAAAUAAUGAUGUUUGACAAAGAUGGUGUUAUUUGGUCUUUCGAAUCAAAUAACGGUUGGGAAAAAUAUUCACUGAAAUCCACUGGUGAACUAGAAGAUGCCUAUCAGUUCAAACAGCAAUGGGUUGAUAUUAUAAACGAAAACAUGGAACGUUGUCGUGUCCAUUUUGAUGGAAAUAUGAGAGAAGAAUGUGGACAACGCGUACGACAAGUUCGUCGAGUGUUAAAUAAUCAACAAUUACCAGACACGUGGGAACAGUCUGACAGUAAACGAGUAUCAUUAAAGAUAAAUAGUAGCGAAUAUAUAUCCAUUCUUCAACAGUUCAAUAAUACAAUGACAGGAAAAUAUACGCAAAUUAUUAAAAUUGAAAGAAUUCAAAAUGAGCGAUGGUGGAGACAAUAUGCAGUAGAACGGGACGAAUAUAAACGAAAGUUUCCAACAUUGAACUACGAAAAAGCCUUGUUUCAUGGAUGUCCAAAUGAUUCGGCUAAUCUGAUUAUUGAACAGUGUUUUAACAGAUCAUUUGCAGGUGCUAAUGCUACAGUUUAUGGACAUGGUGCUUAUUUUUCUACACAAGCUAGUUACAGUCACAGUUAUGCAAAGCCAAAUGCAUCUAAUGAACAUUGCAUGUUUAUUGCUAAAGUUCUAUUUAUAAAACCAACAACAGGCAAUAGCUCAAUGAAAACGCCACCACCAGGUUUUGAUGCUACGACAGAUGGAGCGCAUAUAUUUGUCAUUUAUUUGGAUGCACAAGCCUAUGGUGAAUAUUUGAUUACUUAUAAAUAA
Molecule: messenger RNA, 3419 nt
Organism: Didymodactylos carnosus
Lineage: Eukaryota; Metazoa; Rotifera; Eurotatoria; Philodinida; Philodinidae
Source: the annotation of a GenBank genome assembly